GUCAAGCGUCAGCUGGAGGAGCUUGGCAUUGCUGCGCCGGGCGCGGUGUCCAUCCACGGCGAUGGCAAGAUCUUCCUCGAGACCUCCAUGGAGAUACUUCUGGAGCGCGUUGUCUGCCUGUCCAUGGUGGAAAGAGUCUUCCUUUGUGUUCAUCGGGAAGGCCUACACGAGGAGCAUGCCAUCUGCCACCAGGGUCCCAACUACAAACUUCUGCAG
Molecule: messenger RNA, 216 nt
Organism: Symbiodinium necroappetens
Lineage: Eukaryota; Dinophyceae; Suessiales; Symbiodiniaceae
Source: the annotation of a GenBank genome assembly